This is a messenger RNA of Micromonas commoda, 1350 nucleotides long. RefSeq lists its product with no specific name. NCBI's taxonomy places the organism in Eukaryota, Viridiplantae, Chlorophyta, Mamiellophyceae, Mamiellales, Mamiellaceae. Bases 1 to 1350 code for a protein of 449 amino acids. The record is from RefSeq and is a predicted model, not a curated record. The transcript has a single exon.
AUGGCCGAUCAGCACACUGUCGCUGCGAGUCCCCGGCUGCUCACAUUCAGACCGAUUGCGAGCGGAGUUCGGGACACCAUGGCAGCGCUGGCGUUCCACGCGGCCGUCGCGCGCGUCGCAUCGCUGACCGGACCGCGACGUCGCGACGCCGCGAGGUCCUCCUCCUCCGCCGCCGCGGCGACGACGACGACGACGUGCCGCGCGGGUCGCGACGACGAUUACUACCGAGACGGAUAUCGCGACGAGCCAAUCCCAGCCGCCGAGCGGCGUCGAAGCGACGAGCGGCGGUACUACGACGGCGGACGACGGUCCUCGCGCGUGAGCGACUACUACGAUCGCCGCGCCAGGCCCACGGGAGAUUCGCGGCCGGCGAUGGAACCCCCGCGGCGACGCGUCGGACCCGAGGACGACGCCGCCGGGCCCACGCCUCGUCGGCGACGCGAGCGCGACGACGGCUUCCGCGCGAGGGAGGCUGCGAUGCGCGCCGAGGCUGACGCGCGCGCCGCGCGCGAGGAGUCCAUGUGGCGCGACGCCUACGCCAGGCGCGUGCGGGAGAAGCGCCAGCGAUGGGACGAGUGGGACGACAUGGCCGCGGAGGAGGACAGCGCGCGGAAGGACCGCGUGGCGCGAGCCCGAUCCGCCAAGCCCGCGUUCAAGACGCCCGAGCAACGCCGCGACAGGCUGGCGCGAUACAGGGACAUCUCCAGGCGAGCCGACGAGACGUGGGCGUCCGCCAUCGAGCGCAGGUGGUCCGCGGACGAGGAGUACGCGCGCGCGACGGGGCAAAGGCCGCGGGGCGACAGCCUGGACCGGACGAUGGACUGGCUGUUCACGCCACUCGCGGGUGCCGCUCGGCGGAUCGAUAGAUGGCUCGAGGAGGAUCCGUAUAACCCGUUGACGAACCCGGAAUACUACGGCGGCUACGACGCGCCGCCCCUGCCGCCGCCGGGGGUGGUGUACGAUCAGUACGACUACCCGGGAGGGUCCGCGAUGAACGCCAUGGGGUGGGGCGGGCGACGACCGCCGCCGCCGACACAGCCGGCGCCGAGAUCCCAGCGCGACGGACUCGACGAAGACGCGUACUACCCCUCGCGGGCCGCCGCGCCGUUCCCACCCUCGCCGCCGCCGCCGCCGAGGAGGCGCGGCGAUGGACCGAACCCGCUUCGCGACGCGUUCCGGGGCGGGGGCGCGUCGGGGCGCCAAGGUCGCGACGACGACCCCAUCACGCCGGAGGAGUUUGAGAGGCUGCGCGGCGGGGGCGGCGGCGGGGGCGGCGGGGGCUCGGAGCCGGAUUUCGACCGGUACCGCGGGACCGUCUCCGGCCGACGCGGGCGUAGAGGCCGGUACUGA